This is a messenger RNA of Hypanus sabinus (Atlantic stingray), 2669 nucleotides long. RefSeq names its product dynein regulatory complex subunit 1 homolog (Chlamydomonas) (gene drc1). Gene Ontology annotation, cellular component: axonemal dynein complex; axoneme. The transcript is spliced from 17 exons. NCBI's taxonomy places the organism in Eukaryota, Metazoa, Chordata, Chondrichthyes, Myliobatiformes, Dasyatidae. Gene Ontology annotation, biological process: axonemal dynein complex assembly; regulation of cilium movement; cilium-dependent cell motility. Bases 91 to 2340 code for a protein of 749 amino acids. The record is from RefSeq and is a predicted model, not a curated record.
CUCUGAGCAACCGGACUCACGGCGAGUGGAGGCCGGGCACACACACGCAUCCUGCUCCCUUCGGCACAGACCCCGCGCCCCCGGCAUACCAUGGCCUCUUCCAAGGCCGAGCCCUUGCCCGCCCCCAGUGUGGACUCUGAAGACCCUGAAGAGAGGAUCGCCGCUCGCCGACUCCGGAUUGCCCAGAGGCAAGAGGAGAAACGACGGCAAGCCAGGGGUGAAAAUGAAGUGAAAGAAGGAGGAGAUGACAAAGAAGAACUUGGUAAAAGCUGCAAACAAGUUUUGGAUUCGCGCCAGAGACUGACAAAGCUACAAAGAGAUGGCAUGUCAUUUGUCACAAAUGUACAAGUUGCUGAAGACUCAAGGGAGGUGCACAGGAGAAAUGCACAGAGAGAAGCACUGAAGCAAAGGACUGCAAAGUUGGAGAAUGAAGCCAUCAUAAGUGAGGAAAAGUUUGAGGCUAUCACAAAAAAGUGGUUAUCAGCAAAAGCUCAUAAGAUUCCCCAGGAUUUGAGUGACCUUCUCGUGAAACAGCAGCAACUAUGUGCUCAAUUAAUCAAAGAAAAAAACAAGCUUAUUAAUACAUUGCAGAAGGAGCUAAAGCUGAGUGAUGAUCGUUAUGUAAAGGAUCUAAAGAAAUCUGCUGAAGAUAUUGACUUGCUGUUGGAACGUAUGGAAGGUCAAAUAAAGACCAUAACCAAGUCCUACAGAAUGGAAAUGAAGGAGAUAGAGAAAGCCUUUCAGCUGGAACGCCACGAACUGAUGAAAAAUAAUCUGUUAAUGUGGGAAAAGAAAAUGCAGAUACGAAAAGACAAAGAGGUGGAGUAUUUUGUUGUUAGAAUGGAGAAAGCUGAGGAGUACGAGAAUCAACUUCAGCAGUUGCGGGUUCAAGAUGCAGAGGAAUACAAUAUGAUCAAAAUGAAGUUGCAGACCGAUGUAGAGGUUCUACAGCAGCAGCUGGAGCAGAUGAAAGCUACAUAUCAACUAAAUCAAGAGAAACUUGAAUAUAACUUCCAGGUGUUAAAGAAACGUGAUGAGGAGAACACAAUCACAAAAUUGCAACUGAAGAGAAAGAUUGCAAGGUUACAUGAUGUUUUGAAUAGACUAUUGGCAAAAUCGGCUAAACAGGAGAAAAUGUAUCGAGAAGAGAACCAGUCCUUAACUGACCAAUACAAGAGAAUCGUGGAACUAUACAAAGACCUUCAGAAGAAAAUGAGACAUUUUGCUGCUGUUGAUGCAAAAAAGUUUGAAGGCGUUUGGCUUAUGAAUGAGGAAGAGGCAAAGAAUCUAGUCAAAAAGGCUCUCGAUGCUGAUAGGAUAAUUCACCAUCAGCAGCUUGGAUUGAGCUGGACAAUGCCAGAUCUGUGUUUCAUGGAAAACGUUGGGCCAAUUGUGCUUUGCACUGAGAAGAAGAAGUCAGCGGUCCAGCUGGCAGAAGAAGUUAUUCUAGGAGACAAACAGCCAUGGGAUUUACAGGAAGGAGCAGGAAAAGAGGAUAAAUCAGACACAUAUAAUGCCAUUUUCCGAAACACUUGUUAUUCAGCUAUCGAGGACAAGGCAAUGGCACUGUGUGGUGGAAAACCUGGAGCGAUCUCUUUGAACACAGUUAAAACAUUGCUGGAAGUAUUGUGUGACGAAACUGGAUUCCUGAUUGAAGGCAAGCUUCGUAAAAUUCUUGGUUCCCUCAAGCAAGAGGAAGGAUCACUAAUUAAACUUGAUGCCAUAUUUGCUGCUUUGGGAAUUGAAAAUGCGGAUGAUAUCAUCAAGCUGACAGACUUUUUUACAAAGAAUUCUGAAACAUCUAAAUAUGAAUUGGAUAAGGAGACAGAUGUAUUAUUGCAGCAGCUUGACGAAGAAGUAUUAGCAGAAAUGCAAGCUGUAGAAGGUCAAGAAGUAGAAGUAUGCAUAACUGAAGAUGAAGAGAAAAAGAUCAAAGCCUGUGAAGAUUUGCAGUCCCAGCAGCAGUUACGACUUGUUCACCCAAACGUUGUCCUCAGAACUCUAAGACUUUUUCUUGAGGAAAAUCAGCAGACAAGGGAUAAAAUGCAGACCCAAACAUCAACUGUGAAGGAGAGGGAUAGCUCUCAAGAUAGUGCAUACUGGAAUGCAAUGGCAAAGGUAAUUCCUGAGAGCAAAUUGAAGGUCUGGAAUUGUCUGGAGGAUGCUUUGGGCAAAUAUUACCAAAUAUUGGUCAAAAGAGCAAACUUAAUCAAUGAGAAAAGCAGCCUUGCUCAGCAAAAUGCGGAGUUCAGGUUGUUACUGCAACAGUACAUGCAUUCUACAGUGAACAAUGAGCUUGAGAUUCCACCAACACAACUGAUGCAAUUUAAUUUUGAGUAGAAAUAAACUGUUAACGUGGAAGAUCAUUCAGCAUGUACAAUUAAUGCGUAAGGGGAGCGAUCAGUGAUUUAUUGGAGUUUGCAGUAGACUAUACCUGGGCAAUGGUAUGUUUUUUCCACACUUCUCUUUUGCUGCCUAUGGACAAUGUAACCCUUCAGUGUGCUUUCUAAUAGCUGGUUAUCUAAAAAUUAGUACUGGAAGAAAUAUUUACCUUAACAUUUUGCUAAUUGUUGGGAUUAUUUCUAUGUGUAAUUUGUUAUUUUAUAACUGGCAACUGUCAAAUAAAAUUCAUGAGAAAUGUUGAAAUGAAAAUAAUUUUUAAUUAUUUU